CUUCACAACUACAUUGGACAGUCAGCUGCUUGGAGUUGCCUUAUUCUGAAGUGGUAGAGCUCUUGUGAUGGAAAUGGAUGGUUUCAACGAGAAUGCCUGGUGGACAUUGCCUGAAAACUUUGAUGCCCCACUUGUAACAUUCAUAGAUGAAGCCCAGGAUCAGCAAAUAUUUGGCCAUGAAGACUUACACCUCAGAAGCAUCGAGCUACACAGCAACACACUCAUUCAACUGGAGAGGUGGUUUACAGCUUCAGGCCAGACUCGAGUCACUGUGGUUGGACCACCCAGAGCAAAGCGGUGGUUGAUGGAUAUGAUUUGGAGUGUGGGGAGCCAGGAAGCUUACCACCAGGCCCGAGGUGAAGAGAUGUUGGAGAGAGUUCAGAACCAGCCCCUGACCAAUGCCGACUUCGAUGCCUCUCUCAGGGUGCAGUCACAUUCCUGGGGCCUUUCUCCACCUGACCGGAUGAAAGGGACCACCUAAGACUGAUCUGUUCCGGGAAACCAGGGGAGUUCUCACCAGCAUUUGAGAAAAACAUGAA
Peromyscus leucopus (white-footed mouse) is the source of this 539-nucleotide messenger RNA. Its product is annotated as KH homology domain-containing protein 1-like. Gene Ontology annotation, molecular function: RNA binding. Gene Ontology annotation, cellular component: cytoplasm. NCBI's taxonomy places the organism in Eukaryota, Metazoa, Chordata, Mammalia, Rodentia, Cricetidae. Bases 68 to 481 code for a protein of 137 amino acids. The transcript is spliced from 3 exons. The record is from RefSeq and is a predicted model, not a curated record.